CAAGGUGGGUCCAAUCAAAUCCUUCACCAACUCCGAAUUGUCCAAUUUGAAGCAAUACUAUCGGCCGAUACUAACUUGAUGACUCGAUAAAUGUUUGCGUUGAAUCAUUGCAUACCAUAGAAAAUAAACACCAACCUCUCCCGCUCUCCUUUGAACGAAAGGAAGAUGAUUCGCUCUUUUCCCUUUUAUCUCGUGUCUGCCUUCUCUAAUGAUGCCUUCGGCGGGAAUCCUGCUGCCGUCAUCUUUCUCGACAAGCCUGAUAUCACCGAUGAUGUUCUGAUGAAAAUCGCAGACAAUCUCAACCAGCCCGCCGCUGCGUUCCUCUUUCCUGCCCCACCCUCUACAGAUCCGAGAGUAUUCAGAUUCAGGAUACGCUACAUCGUAGGACCGGGAACGGAAGUACCCUUCUGCGGACAUGCAACCAUCGCCUCCGCAAAGGUUGCUUUCGAGAAGCACGACCUCGUUCCCAGCGAGGUUGCGGUGCUCGAGUUCGAGACACCGGCCAGUGGUGUGAUGAGAGCUAUCAAAGCGGGAGAUGGGUUCAACGAGAUCCAGCUUCCACUGGCAACGGUGGAAGAGGUUGGAGCAGAUGAGGGAGAGAGAUUGUCAAAGCUGGUACAUAGUGCCUUUGGUAGGGAAGUCGAAAUCAAGUUCAUCGGCAAGGGAGGCGAGGGUUUCCGAAAUUCCUUACUCGUUGAAGUAGAUGCAAGGGAGGAUCUCAAGGAAUCUGAUAUCAAUGUGAAUCCCUUGAGAGAGACUGGUUGCUCAACGAAUAUACUGACUACGGAGUCUUUGACAGGAGAGGAGAUUUUCGUUUCACGAAUGUUCGCGCCGGCUAUCCUCGCUUCUGGGGAAGACCACGUCUGCGGUGCUGCCCACUGCUUGCUGACACCAUAUUGGUUCAACAAGAAGAACGUCACGGAAGAACUGGGGGCAGCCACACAAGUUAGCAAACGAGGAGGAAUGCUCAGAGUGGGGAAAGGUAAAGGGGUUGUUCGUAUUCAAGGGCAGGCAUGCGUAUUCUCAUCAGGAACAUUGUAUCUAUAAUCAAGUUAAGUCGGUUGAAGAUCAACGAUGGUGGCUGUGUAUAUUCGACGUGAUCAAGACUUGACUUUAUCUGCCUCGAGGCUCGCGCGGUUUUGAUGGGCGUCCUGGCUACCGAUAUGUUCAACCUUCUCGCACAGAACUUCAGUCUCGGUGGCUUUCCUUGCUAUCUCUCUUUGAAGGGUUGUCCUUCACCAUCAAAUGACAAUGGACUUUCCGAUUGGAUGUUACUUAUAUUUUCCAACCGAGACAAAGGUUCUUGUC
Desarmillaria tabescens is the source of this 1308-nucleotide messenger RNA. RefSeq lists its product as uncharacterized. The coding region runs from base 166 to 1047 and encodes 293 amino acids. Gene Ontology annotation, cellular component: cytoplasm. The transcript has 2 exons. The record is from RefSeq and is a predicted model, not a curated record. Gene Ontology annotation, molecular function: isomerase activity. Gene Ontology annotation, biological process: biosynthetic process. Lineage: Eukaryota; Fungi; Basidiomycota; Agaricomycetes; Agaricales; Physalacriaceae.